CGCCGUCGUCCACACUGUGCGUGCUGGUCCCGGGUUCUGCCUCCACACAUGGUUCUGCUCCGGCACAUCUCCAUGGCUGUCAGCGUGGCGGUGGCCACGCUGGGAUCGGCUCUCUUCAUCGCCCUCAAUUAUUUCUACAGAAGAAGAAUCUGGUCUCCCGAGGCGGAGUAUUGCGUGAUCACGGAGGAGGAGGAGGAGCGGGUGAAGCGUCAGGUUUUGGUUCUGGGUCUGGACGGAGCCGGGAAGAGCAGCGUGCUGCAGGGCUUGGCCAGUGGCCCGCAGGCCAAGCCGGCCCGGUGCCGGCCCACACGCGGCUUCAACUUCAUGAGUCUGGACACUCCAGCGUGCCAGCUGGACUUCCUGGAAAUCGGAGGCGGUGAGGACCUGAGGCAGUACUGGUUGGAGUACCUGAGGAAAACUCACGUCUUGGUGUACGUCGUCGACUCUUCGGACCGGCGCCGUCUCCCGCUGGCCAAGGCCGAGCUGCACCGCCUGCUCAAAGUCCACCCGCAGGUUCCUGUGGUGGUCCUGGGGAACAAACAGGACAAGCCAGGCGCCAUCAGCGUAUCGGAGCUCUAUGAGGAGUUGGCUCUCGGCUUGGCGGUGGAGGAGCGGAGGCUGUUCCUCCUGGCUGCCCAGCUGGGCACUGAGGGAUCACCGAGGAGUACCUACCGCGGCCUGCAGGCCUUCCACGACCUCCUGCUCCAGCUUGUCUGAUCUGCACAUGCUGUGAGAAGAGGAGGUGGUUGUGGAUUUAACACAAAAUGCUGCUGCUGGAGGAGAGGAGGAGAGACAAGGAGGGGCGGGCUUCACCUCCUUCUCCUCCAGCUGUUACUGCUGAUGUGAGGAGGCUGAAGGUGGAAAUGUGAGAGGAGGAAUUGAAGGUGGGGGAGCAGUGGAAUUACAAGGCAGAGAGGACAUGUAAAUGCUGUCGAGGACCUCAUUCCUUGGAGAGGACCCUUCCUCUCCUCGGUUCGGGGUGAGUAAAGUUUGAGUGGGAGUGAAG
This is a messenger RNA of Lampris incognitus (smalleye Pacific opah), 1006 nucleotides long. It is a transcript of the gene arl10, whose product is annotated as ADP-ribosylation factor-like 10. NCBI's taxonomy places the organism in Eukaryota, Metazoa, Chordata, Actinopteri, Lampriformes, Lampridae. The record is from RefSeq and is a predicted model, not a curated record. Gene Ontology annotation, molecular function: GTPase activity; GTP binding. The transcript is spliced from 4 exons. Bases 49 to 717 code for a protein of 222 amino acids.